AUGGAUAUAAAAUACAAGUUUGUUGAUUUAAUUGGUUCUUCAUACAGAAAUGGACCUGUUCGAUUUUUACCAGAUAAUUUUUCGUUACUUUGUGCAAAUGGAAAUAGAUUAAAAUAUUUUGAUUUGAAAAGAAAUACUUCCUUUACAUCAGAAAUCCAAUUAAAAUGUAACAUUAUUGCUUUUGAUAUAAACUCAACUGGAACACAUGCAAUUGUUGGGGAUGAACGUGGAAAUUGUACUUUAAUACAUUUGGGUAGCGAUGUAAUUCUCUAUAGAAGGAAUUUUCGACAAAAAAUCAGAGCUUUGAGUUUUUCUAAUGAUUCAAAUUUUGUUGCUGUUGGUACACAAGGAAAAGUUUUUAUUUUUUCUGUGGCUGAUAUAUCUGCAAAUCAAUUUGUACCUUUGGCUUUGUUAAAUAGAUUUAUUCAUUCUGAAAAUAAGAUUAAUGCAAUUGGAUGGUCUUUUGAUGGAAGUUUAAUCGCCGUUGCUGGAAAUAGAAUUGUUAAAAUAUUCAAAACAGUACCUGAUUCUUCUAAAAAUCCUGGAGGUUUUACUUUUGGAGAAAGAGCUUCAGUUGUCGGUUUUCUUUCUGUUGAUAAAAGUGGAAUGUGUAGCAUUUUUGAGUUGGAAGAUAAUUCUGAAAAAUUGAUAUUUGAAAGAAAAAUUAGCAAAUGUUUAACUUCUUUAAUUGGUGUUACUACACAUUUGGGGCUCUUAUCCGCUUCCGUUAACAAACAAAAAAAGUUAUUGGCUACUGGAUUUUCAAAUGGAACUUUUUGUAUUUUUGACAUUCCUGGACUUUCUUUACUACAAAAUUUUAGUAUUGGUGAUAAACAAAUAAAUUCAAUUAAUUUCAAUUCUCGAGGGGAUUGGUUAGCUAUAGGAUGUGGAAGGGGAAUGGAUGCACAAUUACUUGUUUGGGAAUGGCAAAGUGAAUCUCAUAUACUUAAACAACAAUCACACAGUCAAACAAUUACUGCUAUAGCGUAUUCUCCUGAUGGUUCAAUUUUGGCAACUGGGGCAGAGGAUGGAAAAGUAAGAUAA
Meloidogyne enterolobii is the source of this 1044-nucleotide messenger RNA. The record is from the annotation of a GenBank genome assembly. NCBI's taxonomy places the organism in Eukaryota, Metazoa, Nematoda, Chromadorea, Rhabditida, Meloidogynidae.